AUGAAUUUAUUACUGAUCGAGCUAUCAUUCGGGCAGUCAAUAAAUCAACCGAAACUUUGUGCUUCAGCAACAUGGAAUCCAAAUGGACUAACAUUUGCUAAUAUAAGUACGAUUGGAUCACUCCCGAGUACGGUUUUUGUUACAAUCAAUAACUCUGUAUACAUUGCUGCGAGUAACCUGAACGAGAUACAAAUGUGGUCAGAAAGUAGUACCCAACCGAUGAAAGUUAUUUCCAAUGGUUUGAAUUCUCCGACAGGUCUAUUUGUCUCUGAUGAUGGUGAUAUUUAUGUUAAUAACGGUCUCGUUAAUGGUCGAAUCGAUAAAUGGACAUCGAACACUUGGAAGCUCGUGUCGACCAUGAAUAUUAGUUAUGCUUGUUGUAGUCUCUUUGUAGACAAGAACAAGUCACUUUACUGUUCUAUGUGCAAUCAUCAUCAAGUAAUCAAGAUGUUGUUAACGAACGGUAGUAACUUAACUGUUGUUACCGCAGGAAAUACAACGGCUGGUUCAGCUUCAAAUACGCUCUCGAGUCCACAAGGAAUUUUUGUAGACUCUUCAUUUCAAUUGUAUGUAGCCGACUGUGGCAACGAUCGAAUUCAAGUUUUUAAACCAGGCCAACUGAGUGGAACAACAAUAGUCAGUAAUAAAACGUUGGGAACAAUUGAUCUUAAUUGUCCACAAAUGAUCAUCAUCGAUGCAAAUGGAUAUUUAUUCAUUGCAGAUGGUAACAACAAUCGUAUUAUCGGAUCAGAUCCGAAUGGAUUUCGAUGUAUCGUUGGAUGUACUGGAAAUGCUGGUUCGGCAAAUAAUCAAUUAAGUAAACCAUCUAGUCUAAGUUUUGACAGUUAUGGUAAUCUGUUCGUAAUUGAUCAGAAUAAUUCGCGAGUUCAAAAGUUCCUUCUAACAACCAAUCGUUGUGGUGCAUCUUACAAUCGGCCAAAACUAUGUCCCAAUGCAACAUGGAAUCCUAAUGCUACAAGUUUUGUCACCUCUCUCGCUGGUGUUGCACUUCCUCACGACCUAUUUGUCGAUAUUAACAAUACAGUCUAUCUAGUAGCACCAUCACUUAGUCGUGUUCGAGUAUGGCUAAACGGCGAUAAUACCUCUAUGAAUUCCAUAUCGGGUGAUUUAAACUCAUCAUUGGCUAUAUUUGUUUCAAUCACUGGUGAUAUUUAUGUUGAUAACGGGAAAAACAGGCAUCGCGUCGAUAAGUUAUUGUUAAAUACUACAAAUAGCACAACAGCAUUGUAUGUUGCUGGAGGCUGCUACGGUUUAUUCAUUGAUAUCAAUGAUAAUUUAUACUGUUCGAUGGACCCAUACCCUCAAGUUUCCAAGAGAUCGUUAGUAAGUGAUGUCAAUACGUCAACAACUAUUGCCGGUACGGGCUUGGCGGGAAAUGCGUCGAAUCAAUUGAAAGGUCCCAGAGGAAUAUUUGUCGAUGCUGACUUUACUCUGUAUGUGGCAGAUAGUCAAAAUCACAGAAUUCAACUAUUUCGGCUCGGGCAGUUGAAUGGAUCGACGAUCGCAGGAAAUGGAGCGAAAAAUACUACUAAUCUCACUUAUCCGACAGGGAUAAUAUUAGAUGCCGAUGGGUAUAUGUUUGUUGUUGAAUGGGGUGCUAAUCGUAUUGUUAGAUCAAGCCCAUAUGGAUUCCAAUGCAUAGCGGGAUGUUCUGGUGUGGCUGGUGCGGCAUCUUAUCAACUUUCUAGACCGAAUUGUAUUAGUUUUGAUUCUGAUGGCAAUAUAUUUGUUGCUGAUUAUGCUAAUAAUCGCGUACAGAAGUUUUGGAUCACAGGAAAUGAUUGCGGACACACAACAAUGCAGCAAACAACGACACAACCGCAAAGAGCACAAACAUCAUUACCCACAAUAACAACAUCGAUUAGUAAUGAAACUUGUUACGCGCCAGAUAUUACACUAAUUCCUAGUACAUCAUCUCUCUCAUCUCCACUACAGUUUCGGCGAAAUCAAGAUCUUUAUAUUAGCUCAACUGUUCAAUUAAAUUGCGCCACAUCAUUGUCAAUGACUGUACAGUGGACAGUUCACAACUGUUCUUCCUCCAGUUGUUUAUUUUCUCUGCUACUUGAUCAAACUGUUGCAACAACAUUCACCGAGCUAUAUAUACCUGCAAGAAUACUUCCUCUCGGUACUUAUCAGCUGAAACUCACUGCUACCAUGACCAACUUCUCCUAUCUGACAUCGUCAUCUUCUGCAUACGUGAGAAUCACAUCAUCGGGCAUCACAGCAAAUCUUGUGCAAUAUGGAACCUCUAUGAUAACGUGUGGACAUCAACAAAACUUGACACUCAAUCCAGGAGAAUUCUCCCUCGAUCUCGAUGGAAACAGUUUCAACGCGAGUGAAUGGAAAUAUGAAUACUACUGCCGAAUUUAUGGCGUGUCGAAUUUUCCGCACAUAUCUGGUCGAUUGCUAUCGAUAGAUGAUCCGCAAACGUAUUCAUCAAACUCCUCCUGUAUAACUUAUUCAUCAGGCAAUACAACAUCGGUGAUCUAUGAUGGAGUAUCUCUUUCGCCAAAAUCAUCGAUGACAAUCCUUUCUCACUCGUUGAUAUCGAAUCAAACGUAUCAAAUAAUGGUAUACAUGGAAAACUAUCGAAAUUCUAGUCUUCAAGCAACGGGCUACCUUCUUGUUCGGGUUGACGACAGUCGUCCUCAAAUGAUUGUCGUUGCAUGUUCGAUAUCACAAAUGUGCAUACCGAAUAUGGAGUUUCAACUUGUCAAUCCAACAACGCAAGUUAUACUCUUUUCAGACUGUUCUGGAAGCUGCGCCAAUGCAUCUCUAUCAACCGUUCAAUGGACUUUGUUUAAUCGAACGCAACAGUAUGAAAACAUUUGGUUUUUCGGUAUGAAUACAACUAACUUUACAGCAACAAGUGAAUUAUUUAGCAGCAAUCCUCAGAUCGUUUACUGGCGUUUUGAAGUUGUUUACGGAUUUGUGAAUGAGAUAAGUUCUAGUGCACUGAAUUUUGUCAUUAAUCAACCUCCUCGUAAUGGAUCGUGUUCGAUCAGCCCUUUAAAUGGCACAACCUUAACUUUAUUUUCCAUCUCAUGCUCGGAAUGGUUCGAUGAGGACGAUAUCAAAGAUUAUUCUCUCUAUGGUCGUACGCAGGAUCGUCCGAAUCCAGUGAUGAUUGCUUUUAGUUCAGUAUCACAAUUUAAUGUUCGCUUACCUUCGGGAGACGCGAAUAGUUCAUUGCUUGAUCUUACGCUGAUUAUUCGUGACACAUUCGAUUGUAUAACUGAGUUGAAUAUGACAUCAGUUGUGGUUAAAUCCGAUCCGUUAUUGUUCGCAGCUCUGAUGAAUAUUUUACAAAAUCCUUCCACGACCAAUCCCCUUCUGCAGAUUCUAUCAAGUGGAAAUCAGAACAUAUUGGCACAACUGUUGACCUCCAUUUCCCAGCAUUUAAAUCAACUGAACGAUGAAUCUGUAUCUAUGGCUAUCCUGAAUGGUGUACCUGCAUCAAGCAUUUAUAUCUCCUCACUUCUCACUCAAACCUUGCCGACAGCAUCUGGACAAUUCAAUCAAUCUGCUCUAAAUGCAUAUAAACAACAGCUGAAUACAUACGCGAAUAUUCUGGAUUAUCUGGUUCCAUACACACAAAAUCUUCUAAUAACAACAUCGAAUAGUAUCAGAUUACAAGCAGCAAUGCUUAAUCAGCUGACGCAGGCAACAAAUCAACUCACAAGGACGUCAGCGAUGAUUGCAUCGAGAAAAUGUUACAAACUAGCUCAAUCUCUUUACUCAAUGGCAACAAGAAUACCAUUCGAAGAUGUGCAAAGCGCAGUCGAACAUAUCGCUCAGUGUGCUUCUAACGUACUUACAAGUGUGAACAGUCCAUUGCAAGAACGUUCAAUCAUUCUAGACCUCGAUUAUUCUCGUGCGAAUACAUUUCCUCGAGAUUAUGACACUGACCUUGAAUCUCCGUGGUCUAAUCCAAAUUUAUUCGCUGAUGAAAACAAUUUCUCUUGGGAAGCCAUUGGAAAAGGCCGAAAUCUCUAUUAUCAGAAACAACUCGCUUCAGAGAUCAGCGCACAAGCAGAUGAAACAACAGCACUACUAACAUCGGCACUAAACAUUCACUUAAACAUUGGUCAGAAUUUAACGAUAAACGUAUCCACCAUGUUCAUGUCAGUGGAAAUACUAUCACUUAAUUCAAUCGUAAAUAGAAUCAAUCAACCAUUGAGUAAUAUAUUUGUUCAUUUACCCACAACGUUAAAUUUAAAUGCAUCAGAUUAUCAAACGUUUGGAUUACGAUCAAUAGUACAAAAACUCUCGACAUUCGAUGAGUUACACACUGAAACAUUUAUGAAUAUGUCUCGAACAUUUUCAUUAACCAUCCUUGAUCAAUAUGGAAAUGAACUUCCUGUUCGAACAAAUUUCACUCAUCCGUUUGAGUUUCGUAUUCCACGAGAUUCAAUAAUAACCAUCCCACAGAAAACUCUACAAAAUGUCACGUCGUUCAAUAGUUUACCUCAUCAUCUUCUCUUCAAUCUACAUUAUGUCGACCUGAUUCAAGCAAAGAAUCUGUCUGUAUCGGUACACAUAGAGAUUCAUUCAUUAGAUGCCAGUCUUGGCUAUUUAUUUGUCUACAAGUUUGAUGAUUCACCUCGGUUGGAGAGUUCGAUCGAUGGAUGGACUUUCUUUUGUGCUUCAAAUGUUACAAACGAUACUAUGUAUCAAUACUUCAUUGAUAAUCAUGCGACCAAAAAUCAUCAAUCAGUGAUAUUUGGACUGCGAGAACUGAAUUCUACGGAGAUCAGUCGAUUUUGUAUAAAUUCAUCUAUCAACUAUACUUUUCCGCCUAUACCCAAUGAUCCAUUUAACUUCACAUCCGAUUAUGAACUUCGUGUCUAUACAUCCGGUUGUUACUAUCUGGAUACCGAUAAUCAAUGGAAAUCAGAUGGAUUACUUGUAGGACCAAUGACGAAUCAUAAUGAAACGCAAUGCUUUUCAACACACCUCUCAACAUUCACCAGUGGUUUUCUUAUUCAUCCGAUACCUACUACUUGGAAUUAUGUUUUCGCUGAUAUUGAGCUCUGUGUAAAUCCAACAGUCUACGUAUUUUUCACUUUUAUCUUCUCUGUAUAUUCUCUGCUGGUUAUCUAUACAAGUUACAAAGCUGAAAGAUCUUCGAAGAAAAGAUAUCUUUUCGCGUGA
Messenger RNA from Adineta ricciae, 5175 nucleotides. The record is from the annotation of a GenBank genome assembly. NCBI's taxonomy places the organism in Eukaryota, Metazoa, Rotifera, Eurotatoria, Adinetida, Adinetidae.